CUCGAUUGUUCGCCCUCUCCCUUCUCCCACGUCCCACGUCUCUCGCCUUUCUAACGUCCAUUCGACGAACCAAUAUCACGACAAUGUCCGUGCGCGGCUCUGACGUCCUUCUCAUCCUCGUCGCCAUCAUCUUCCCCCCCGCCGCGGCGGCGUUCAUCACGGGCUGCAGCUGCGACUUGCUGAUCAACAUCUGUCUCACCGUUCUCGGAUACCUCCCGGGCCACAUCCACGCCUUCUGGCUCAUCUACCGCAAGAUGAGGGCGGAGGACACGUACGGCCACGGCGGGUACACCUAUGUGGGCAACGGGCAGUAUGAGCCCGCGUACGGUGGGCUCGGCACGGGGGCUUCGCAGCAGCAGUUUGGACAGCCGCAGCAGGCGCCCGUGCCGAGCUACGGCGCUACGAACAUGUGACGGAGGCGCUGAGCGCGACGCGAUGUGAUGCGAUGUGAUGCUAGUUAUAUGCUGGCUUAUUCAGGCCGACGAUAUCGCGUCGAUCUCGUAUGCAGUGGGUUUUGAUUUGUUUUUGCGGAAGUGGAGAGGAGGGGCGUCUCUUUCCCCUUUUUUUCGUUUUUUUUUUACUCUUGUAAUUUACCGAGGACGAGUUCUUGAUUGCGAUUUCUACGACCGCCUUGUGUUUGUCUUGUCUUACUUUCGUCACUCACGGUAUGUGUAGCUUUUUGAACGACUGAAUGUACACGUGCGACUGGGAAGGCGAUGUUGCACACCCAGGUCGUGUGUGAAGACCUAUGCUACGUACAUCGUUCU
This is a messenger RNA of Heterobasidion irregulare TC 32-1, 767 nucleotides long. Its product is annotated as stress-induced hydrophobic peptide. Bases 84 to 413 code for a protein of 109 amino acids. Gene Ontology annotation, cellular component: membrane. The transcript has 4 exons. Lineage: Eukaryota; Fungi; Basidiomycota; Agaricomycetes; Russulales; Bondarzewiaceae. The record is from RefSeq and is a predicted model, not a curated record.